Messenger RNA from Gracilinanus agilis (Agile Gracile Mouse Opossum), 6207 nucleotides. It is a transcript of the gene CACNA1C, whose product is annotated as calcium voltage-gated channel subunit alpha1 C. Gene Ontology annotation, cellular component: membrane; voltage-gated calcium channel complex. Bases 1 to 6207 code for a protein of 2068 amino acids. Gene Ontology annotation, biological process: calcium ion import across plasma membrane. The record is from RefSeq and is a predicted model, not a curated record. Gene Ontology annotation, molecular function: high voltage-gated calcium channel activity. The transcript has 45 exons. NCBI's taxonomy places the organism in Eukaryota, Metazoa, Chordata, Mammalia, Didelphimorphia, Didelphidae.
AUGUUUCAAGCUUUUAAGUCAACCACUCCUGCAUAUCAGUCACUACCUAAUCACCUUCCAGCAGAAACAGAGGAGAAGUUUAAAGGUACUUUGGUGCAUGAAGUUCAUCUCAACUGUUUUUACAUUUCACAUGAAGGUUCCAACUAUGGGAGCCCUCGGCCAGCUCAUGCCAACAUGAAUGCCAAUGCCGCGGCAGGGCUUGCUCCUGAGCACAUCCCCACCCCAGGAGCGGCCCUAUCAUGGCAGGCAGCCAUUGAUGCUGCCCGGCAAGCCAAGCUGAUGGGCAGUGCUGGCAAUGCUACCAUCUCCACCGCCAGUUCUACUCAGCGGAAACGGCAGCAGUAUGGGAAGCAGAAGAAACAAGGAAGCACAACAGCCACUCGCCCACCCCGUGCAUUGCUGUGCCUGACCCUGAAAAACCCCAUCCGAAGAGCAUGUAUAAGCAUUGUUGAAUGGAAAUCAUUUGAAAUCAUUAUUUUACUGACAAUUUUUGCCAAUUGUGUGGCCUUAGCGAUCUAUAUUCCCUUCCCAGAAGAUGAUUCCAAUGCCACCAAUUCCAACCUGGAACGAGUGGAAUAUCUCUUUCUCAUCAUUUUUACAGUUGAAGCAUUUUUAAAAGUAAUAGCCUAUGGACUUCUCUUUCACCCCAAUGCUUACCUCCGCAAUGGUUGGAAUUUACUAGAUUUUAUAAUUGUGGUAGUAGGGCUGUUUAGUGCAAUUUUAGAACAAGCAACCAAAGCAGAUGGGGCAAAUGCAUUAGGAGGAAAGGGGGCUGGAUUUGAUGUAAAGGCCCUGAGGGCUUUCCGAGUGCUGCGCCCCUUACGUCUGGUGUCUGGAGUACCAAGUCUACAAGUGGUUUUAAAUUCCAUCAUCAAGGCCAUGGUCCCGCUCCUGCAUAUUGCCCUGCUUGUGCUAUUUGUCAUAAUCAUCUAUGCCAUCAUUGGACUGGAGCUCUUCAUGGGGAAGAUGCACAAGACAUGCUACAACCAAGAGGGUUUAACAGAUGCCCCAGUAGAAGAUGAUCCCUCUCCUUGUGCUCUUGACACGGGACACGGACGGCAGUGCCAGAAUGGUACAAUAUGUAAAGCAGGGUGGGAUGGACCCAAACACGGCAUCACCAACUUCGACAAUUUCGCCUUCGCCAUGUUAACGGUGUUCCAGUGCAUUACAAUGGAGGGCUGGACAGAUGUGCUGUACUGGAUGCAAGACGCAAUGGGCUAUGAGUUACCCUGGGUGUAUUUUGUCAGUCUGGUCAUCUUUGGAUCCUUUUUCGUUCUAAAUCUGGUUCUCGGUGUGUUGAGCGGAGAGUUUUCCAAAGAGAGGGAGAAGGCAAAGGCUCGGGGAGACUUCCAAAAGCUGCGAGAGAAGCAGCAGCUGGAAGAGGACCUCAAGGGCUACCUGGACUGGAUCACUCAAGCUGAAGAUAUUGACCCUGAGAAUGAAGAUGAAGGCAUGGAUGAGGAGAAGCCCAGAAACAUGAGCAUGCCCACAAGUGAGACAGAAUCCGUCAACACUGAAAACGUGGCUGGAGGCGACAUUGAGGGAGAGAACUGUGGGGCGAGACUGGCGCAUCGAAUCUCCAAAUCAAAGUUCAGUCGCUACUGGCGCCGAUGGAACCGGUUCUGCAGAAGGAAGUGCCGGGCAGCAGUCAAAUCCAAUGUUUUCUACUGGCUUGUUAUUUUCCUUGUGUUCCUCAACACCCUUACCAUCGCCUCAGAACACUACAACCAGCCCCACUGGCUCACAGAAGUCCAAGACACUGCCAACAAGGCCCUGCUGGCUCUUUUCACUGCAGAGAUGCUGUUGAAGAUGUACAGCCUUGGCCUCCAGGCCUAUUUUGUGUCUCUGUUCAACCGCUUUGACUGCUUCAUCGUGUGUGGAGGAAUCCUGGAGACCAUACUGGUGGAGACCAAGAUCAUGUCCCCCCUGGGGAUCUCCGUGUUGAGAUGUGUCCGGCUGUUGAGGAUAUUUAAAAUCACAAGGUAUUGGAACUCCUUGAGCAACCUGGUAGCAUCAUUACUGAAUUCGGUGCGAUCAAUUGCUUCACUCUUGCUGCUCCUUUUUCUCUUCAUCAUCAUCUUCUCUCUCCUGGGGAUGCAGCUCUUUGGUGGAAAGUUCAACUUUGAUGAGAUGCAGACCCGGAGGAGUACAUUCGAUAAUUUCCCCCAGUCUCUUCUCACUGUGUUUCAGAUCCUGACCGGGGAGGACUGGAAUUCGGUGAUGUAUGAUGGGAUCAUGGCUUAUGGAGGGCCCUCUUUUCCAGGGAUGUUAGUCUGUAUUUACUUCAUCAUCCUUUUCAUCUGUGGAAACUACAUCUUGCUGAAUGUGUUCUUGGCUAUUGCUGUGGACAAUCUGGCUGAUGCCGAGAGCCUCACAUCUGCCCAGAAAGAAGAGGAAGAGGAAAAAGAAAGGAAGAAACUAGCCAGGACGGCCAGCCCUGAGAAGAAGCAAGAAGUGGAAAAACCAGCUGUGGAGGAGACUAAGGAGGAAAAAAUUGAGCUAAAAUCAAUUACUGCUGAUGGGGAAUCUCCACCCACCACUAAGAUCAACGUGGAUGACCUCCAACCCAAUGAAAAUGAGGAGAAAGGUCCCUAUCCUAACCCAGAAGCUGGAGGAGAAGAAGAGGAGGAGGAGCCUGAGAUGCCUGUGGGUCCACGUCCCCGCCCACUUUCUGAGUUGCACCUCAAAGAGAAGGCAGUACCCAUGCCAGAAGCCAGCGCAUUUUUCAUCUUUGGCCAUAACAACAGGUUCCGUCUUCAGUGCCACCGAAUUGUCAACAACAAUGUCUUUACCAACUUGAUCCUCUUCUUCAUUCUGCUUAGCAGCAUCUCCCUGGCUGCUGAGGACCCGGUCCGACACAACUCCUUUCGGAACCAAAUUCUGUUUUAUUUUGAUAUAGUUUUUACUACCAUUUUCACCAUUGAAAUUGCUCUGAAGAUGACCGCCUAUGGGGCUUUCCUCCACAAGGGCUCUUUCUGCAGGAACUACUUCAACAUCUUGGACCUGCUCGUGGUCAGCGUGUCCCUGAUCUCCUUCGGUAUCCAGUCCAGCGCCAUCAAUGUUGUCAAGAUCUUAAGAGUGCUUAGAGUUCUCAGACCCCUGAGAGCUAUCAACCGAGCCAAGGGACUAAAGCAUGUGGUCCAGUGUGUGUUUGUCGCUAUCCGAACCAUAGGAAACAUUGUGAUUGUCACCACACUUCUGCAGUUCAUGUUUGCCUGCAUUGGGGUACAGCUGUUCAAGGGUAAACUCUACACCUGUACAGACAGUUCCAAACAGACUGAGGCAGAAUGCAAGGGCAACUAUAUCACAUACAAAGAUGGUGAAGUAGAUCAUCCCAUCAUCCAGCCUCGAAGUUGGGAGAAUAGCAAAUUUGACUUUGACAAUGUCUUGACAGCCAUGAUGGCCCUCUUCACUGUCUCCACCUUUGAGGGGUGGCCAGAGCUUCUAUACCGAUCCAUCGACUCACACACUGAAGAUAAGGGACCCAUCUACAACUACCGAGUAGAGAUCUCCAUCUUCUUCAUCAUCUACAUCAUUAUCAUCGCCUUCUUUAUGAUGAAUAUCUUUGUGGGUUUCGUCAUUGUCACCUUCCAGGAGCAGGGAGAACAGGAGUACAAGAACUGUGAACUGGACAAGAACCAGCGGCAGUGUGUUGAGUACGCCCUUAAGGCUCGGCCCUUGAGAAGGUACAUCCCCAAGAACCAACACCAGUACAAAGUGUGGUAUGUGGUUAACUCCACCUAUUUUGAGUACCUGAUGUUCAUCCUCAUCCUUCUCAACACCAUCUGCUUGGCCAUGCAGCACUACGGUCAGAGCUGUCUUUUCAAAAUCGCCAUGAACAUUCUCAACAUGCUCUUCACUGGCCUCUUCACCGUCGAGAUGAUCCUGAAGCUCAUUGCAUUCAAACCCAAGGGUUACUUUAGUGAUCCUUGGAAUGUUUUUGACUUCCUGAUCGUAAUUGGAAGCAUUAUUGACGUCAUUCUCAGUGAGACUAAUCCAGCUGAACAUACCCAAUGCUCUCCCUCUAUGAAUGCAGAGGAGAACUCCCGGAUCUCCAUCACCUUCUUCCGUCUUUUCCGUGUCAUGCGUCUCGUCAAGUUGCUGAGCCGUGGGGAGGGCAUCCGGACCCUGCUUUGGACUUUCAUCAAAUCUUUCCAGGCUCUACCCUAUGUGGCUCUUCUAAUAGUGAUGUUGUUCUUCAUCUACGCUGUCAUUGGAAUGCAGGUAUUUGGCAAAAUUGCCCUGAAUGAUACCACGGAAAUCAAUCGGAACAACAACUUUCAGACUUUCCCUCAAGCUGUGCUGUUACUCUUCAGGGGUCGUAUCAAACACCUGGAUGUGGUGACCUUACUCCGGAGGAUCCAACCCCCGCUUGGGUUUGGAAAGCUAUGUCCUCAUCGAGUAGCAUGCAAACGUCUGGUAUCCAUGAAUAUGCCUCUGAACAGUGAUGGGACUGUUAUGUUCAAUGCCACCUUGUUUGCCCUGGUCAGGACAGCCUUGAGGAUUAAAACAGAAGGAAAUCUGGAACAAGCCAAUGAAGAAUUGAGAGCAAUUAUCAAGAAGAUCUGGAAACGAACAAGCAUGAAGCUACUAGACCAAGUAGUUCCCCCAGCAGGUGAUGAUGAAGUGACUGUUGGGAAGUUUUAUGCUACCUUCCUGAUCCAAGAAUAUUUCCGAAAAUUUAAGAAACGCAAAGAACAAGGGCUAGUGGGCAAGCCCUCCCAAAGGAAUGCACUGUCACUUCAGGCUGGUCUUCGUACACUGCAUGACAUCGGACCAGAGAUUCGACGGGCCAUUUCUGGAGACCUGACAGCUGAGGAGGAGUUGGACAAGGCUAUGAAGGAAGCUGUUUCUGCUGCCUCUGAAGAUGACAUCUUUAGGAGGGCCGGUGGCCUGUUUGGCAAUCAUGUCAGCUACUACCAAAGCGAUGGUCGAAGCUCCUUUCCCCAGACCUUCACCACCCAGCGCCCACUGCAUAUCAACAAGGCGGGUAACAGCCAAGGUGAUACGGAGUCGCCAUCCCAUGAGAAACUGGUGGACUCCACAUUCACUCCCAGCAGCUACUCAUCCUCUGGUUCCAAUGCCAACAUCAACAACGCCAACAACACUGCCCUGGGCCGCUUCCCCUGUCCCACCGGUUACCCCAGUACGGUCAGCACAGUGGAGGGCCAUGGGACCCCCUUAUCCCCUGCCAUCCGGGUGCACGAGACAGCAUGGAAGCUCAGCUCCAGGAGGUACCACUCCCGGGACAGCCGGAUAGCCAUGGUGUGUCCAGAGGAGGCAGCCCCCAACAAGACCUAUGAAGGGAAUGUGAAUGAGGACACAGAAUACUGCAGUGAGCCCAGCCUGAUCUCCACUGAGAUGUUAUCCUAUCAGGAUGAUGAGAACAGACAGCUGACACCACCAGAAGACAAGACCAGGCAGUCUACAAAGAGAGGAUUCCUCCACUCUGCCUCACUAGGUCGGAGAGCCUCCUUCCACUUGGAGUGUCUAAAGAGACAAAAGAACCAAGGAGGAGACAUUUCUCAGAAGACAGUGCUGCCCUUGCAUCUGGUUCAUCACCAGGCAUUGGCAGUGACAGGCCUCAGCCCUCUCCUUCAGAGAAGCCAUUCUCCAAACACCACAUUCCCCAGGCCAAGUGCCACCCCCCCAGCAACUCCUCAUGGCCAAGCCUGGCCCCUGCAGCCCAUUCCUACACUGUGGCUAGAAGGAGCAGAGUCUGUCGAGAAGCUCAACAGCAGCUUCCCAUCAGUCCACUGCAGCUCCUGGUAUGCAGAGAAUGCCAACUGUGGAGGCAGCAGGGGCAGCACCUCCCGGAGAGCCCGGCCAGUCUCCCUCACUGUGCCCAGCCAGGCUGGAGCAACUGGCAGACAAUUCCAUGGCAGUGCUAGCAGUCUAGUUGAAGCGGUCUUGAUUUCGGAAGGACUGGGGCAAUUUGCUCAAGAUCCCAAGUUCAUCGAAGUCACAACCCAAGAACUUGCUGAUGCCUGUGAUAUGACAAUAGAGGAAAUGGAGAAUGCGGCUGACAAUAUCCUCAGUGGUAGCAGCAAGCAGAGCCCCAAUGGCAACCUAUUGCCUUUUGUUAACUGCAGGGACCCGGGGCAGGACCAAGCAGGUGGUGAAGAAGAAGAGGGAAUGCCCAACCCCGAAUGUCAAAAGAGUGAGGAGGAACUCCAGGACAGCAGGGUUUAUAUCAGCAGCCUGUAG